GAGUGGAAGACCGGAUUCCGCUAAAACCCUCGACAGAAAUAAAAACACGAAGCCAGAAGAAGAAGAAGAAGAAGAGGAUGGAGUUGCAGUCAGCUUGUUGUAGGCUUCACGCACCAAACAUCAGAUUAUCUUCUAAUCAACGUUCGCUUUCUUCUCAAACUGUUUCUCCUUCGUUCUCUGUCUGUUCCGAGACAUCUAGAAGCCAUGUCGGGUUCAAGGACCGAAGACUUUGGCUCCAAAAUGCAUACAAAUUUAAUUUGCUUGGUGGUUUGAAGAGGACAAGAAGGGACUCUUCUGGUUGGAGCUUCAGUAAAGGAGGAAUUGUUGUAUGUGUUUUCAAUUCUAAUCAGGACGGGAAGUUGAAUUUCUCAGGAAAGGACGUGACGAAGUUGCGUGUAAAUGGGGUUGAUGAACCGGAACCUUUUCGUGGUAAAUCAGGUUCUGUGUCAUUUCAUGGUUUGACUCACCAGUUGGUUGAAGAAGGUAAAUUGGUAUCGGCCCCUUUCAAGGAAAGUACUGGCUCCUUUCUUUGGAUUUUGGCUCCUGUUGCGUUGAUUUCGUCGUUGCUGCUUCCACAGUUUUUCCUUAUCACAGCAAUAGAUGCCUUUGCCAAGGAUGAGAUUCUCUCAGAAAUUCUGGCUUCAUUCUCUUCUGAGGUCAUGUUUUAUAUUGGUCUUGCAACUUUUCUACUUGUAACCGACCUUGUUCAGAAGCCAUAUCUGCAAUUCAGCCCAAAGAGGUGGGGCCUCAUCACAGGCCUCAGAGGGUACUUGACAUCUGCAUUCUUCGCCAUGGGCUUUAAGGUUAUUGCUCCUCUCUUUGCUGUCUAUGUUACUUGGCCAGUACUUGGGUUGCCAGCCUUGGUUGCAAUAGCUCCUUUUCUUGCUGGGUGUCUAGCUCAGUUUGUGUUUGAAAUGUGCCUUGACAAACGUGGAUCAUCUUGUUGGUUUCUAGUGCCUAUAAUCUUUGAGGUCUACAGACUCUAUCAGUUGAGCAAAGCGGCUAAUUUCAUUGAGAGGUUGAUGUUUGCAAUGAAGGGGGUUCCUGUAACCCCAGAUGUGCUGGAAAGAAGUGGUGCCAUGGUUGCUAUGCUAGUGGCUUUCCAAGCCAUUGGUGUCACUUGCCUUUGGUCAUUGAUGACAUUUCUUCUGAGGCUAUUUCCUUCUAGACCUGUGGCAGAGAAGUACUGAUAUUUGUAACAAAGAUGCUGUAUAUUCUGUUUCAAAAUGUUUUUACAAUCUUUCAAACCCUGCCCUUUGUCACACUUGGUUUUGUUUUAUAAAGUAUUGGGUACUCUACAUGGUAACCUUCUGGUUUUUA
This is a messenger RNA of Camellia sinensis, 1320 nucleotides long. RefSeq names its product tRNA-processing ribonuclease BN. NCBI's taxonomy places the organism in Eukaryota, Viridiplantae, Streptophyta, Magnoliopsida, Ericales, Theaceae. The record is from RefSeq and is a predicted model, not a curated record. Gene Ontology annotation, cellular component: chloroplast.